AUGCCGGCUGCAGCAUUGCCGGCUGCAGCAGCGCAAGCCACAACAGUGCCGCCCACAGCAGCGCCAGAGAGAAUGGCGCCGGUAGCUGCAUGCGCAUCAGCGAACGUUCCAACGUCAGUUGUCGCUGGCACGAAGCAACCCCCGCACUUACGAGACAGUCAUCUGACCGACCGUCGCCCGUCCACUCCCGGUUCCCCUCCCCGCGCGGCAGCAGCAGCAUCACUUCGAGGAGGGGCGGCUGGAGAAGUAAUGGGAGUGGCAGGAGUAGCGGGAGUAGCGGGAGUAGCAGUUUCUGCAAGCGCCGAGGCGGCAGGCUUAUCACAUUCCACCUCGAUAAAGUCCUCCUCGAUAACAGUCCCGCCCGUGAAGCAACCAGCAGCUGCGGCUAUCAGCAGGCCUCCUAUGCGUGUGAGCAGACCGGGUAUAGCGGUGGGUCUAGCAGUGGAUAGGGGGGUAACUGAAAGCGGGCAAGCGGUUGCUGCUGCAGCGCGUGUAUCCAUAACGCCAGUGCUGGCGUCCGCAGUGACUCCUGCUUCUGUGGCAGCAGCAGCAGCAGCAACAGCAGCUUCGGAGCGAACGGGAGUGGGCGGGCACGCGGGAGGGACUUCCGAUAGGAACAGUAUUAGGCUCGCCCCGUCGGUGCCACCGCCUCAGCACCCGCAGCAGCAGGCAGAGCAGCAGCAGCAGCAGUUGCUGCCGCCGCCUCAGCAGCAGCAGCAGCAGCAAGUGAACCAGGGCACUUGGCAUGGUGUACCGGGCUACUCUUCGAAUGUGCCUCCCCCGCUGGAGGUCACGACCGGGUCUGGCGCUGCCCCUAGCAGAGCGGGUAGCGGCGGGAACGGCGGGAACGGCGGUGCUGACGCAGGCGCUGCGGCGGGGCAGGCACCGCAAUCGUCGGAGAAGGGCGGGAAGAAGGACAGGAAACGUGACCGGCAUAAGAAAGCAUCGGACGGGCGGAAUCCGAUGAUCCGGCUGAAUCCUGGAACGGCCGAUCGUUUUUUCGCGAUCCAACGGUUACUAGAGAGUAAGCGCGCGAAGCGAACAUCAGGGUCGUUCGUGAUUAACUGGCUUAUCGAUAUCUCACAUGCGAGCAUUCAGCGGGUGGUGGAGGAUGAGGGGCAGGCGGGGGAGGGGCUUGGGUUCGGCUUGGUGGGAGGGUUCAGUGGAAACCGGGGGGACAUGGAAGCAGAUGAGGAGGACGAAGAGGAGGAAGAAGGGGAGGAUGAGAGUCUGAUUCCCGGAUUUGCAGGGCUGAUUAUGGACCAUGGACAGUCUUUUAUGGACGGGGAUUUUGGGCAGCCAAUGGAGUGGGAUCAGACUUUAUCGCAGCAGAUGUUUUUGCCUGGUCAGCAGCACUCGCAGGCGCAGUGUCAGCCGCAGGUGCUACCCACCCACCUCCCAUCCCAGAAUUCAGAGCACACCACGCCUGCGCUUUUCGCCAUUCGCCGCCGCACAGCAGCAGCAGCACAUGCUCCCUGCUCCCACUUUGUGCAUGCUCGCUUUGACGAGCCGCAUCACUUGAACUGCACCAGCGGCAGCAGCGGCAGCAGCAGCGGGAUUAGCGGCGGCGAUGUCUGUCCGGGCAGCAACGGGCUCUCCGAUAGAGGCAGCUGCGGCGCCGCGAAUGGCGCGGCGGGGAUGGCGCUUCCGCCGUACCCCGCCGGCUGUCGCGGCACUGGUGGCGGUUUCACGUUCGGCGGCUUCGGAGGCAUCUUGGCCGCGUUUCUGAGCUCCACUAGUGAGGCGAUUGGCAGGGCCAGUAGCGGAGCGGGCUACAGCGGGGAUGGAGGUGGAAGCGGGGGUAGGUCAGGAAGCAGUUGGGAUUUAGGAUGGGAUCCCGCUGAAGCAGGAAGCAGCGGCGGCGGCGGCAGCGGCGGCUGGGACGGGGACGGGGGGAUGGGCACCGGUUUAAGCAGCAGCAACAGCACGCUAUUUGUGUUCUCGGACGUGUUUCCACCUGGGUGGCCUUUCUCCCUCCUCACCGGCUGGUCUAUCGCCUUCCUCAUCCUCACGCUCCUCGUCGCAUUCGUCGUCCAUCGCACCGUGCGACACUGGCAGCUGCAGCUGUCCGUCGCACGGCUGAAAGCCGCGGGAUUCCUUCGCCACGCGCUCAUGCGACGCGGCGACAUGCCACUCGCAGACCACUCGUGGUUCGUGGAACCGUCGAAGAACCUUCCUGGCCCGAUCACCUGUUGCGUGUGUAUGGAAGAGAUUGACAAGACGAAGGAGAGAGCGGAUGGGGGGGGAGGGGGAGGGGGAGGGGGAGGGGGAGGGGGAGGGGGAGGGAGCAGCGGGGAGGAAGCAGCGGUAAGAGGGGGAAGCGCAGGAGGGGCGGAGGGACUCGGGUGGAAAAGAAAAGAGGCGGGAGAUUAUCCCGAAGGGUUGGGGAUCGGUUGUGGUAGGUGUGAAGGGGAAGAUGCGGGAAUAGCGGCAACUCCGCUGGGGAGAGCGGGGAAGAGGGGGAGGGGGAGAGGGGGGCGGUCGGGGAGGUGGCGGAACCUGGCGGAGGAAGGCGAGGGGAAGGGGGAGGGGAAAGGGGGAGGGCGGGGAACGGUGGGAGCUGGCUUAGGCGCGGCGGACACCCAUGGAGGGGCGAAUCAGGAGGAAGGCAGCGGAGGGGGAGGGGCAUGCGGAGGGGCAGGCGGAGUGGGAGGCGGAGGGGGAGGCGGAGGGGGAGGGGGAGGGGGAGGCGGAGGGGGAGGGGGAGUGGAUCGGUGCUCCGUGUGCGGAGUGACGGCGCACGAGGAGUGCGUGGGCGCGGCGAGCCGCGACUGCAAGCGCGUGGCGAUGACGGGGCGCAGCGUGGCGCACCAGUGGGUGGAGGCGAGUCAGAUCAAGAUUGAAGAGGACCGGCACGAUGAGGACCUCGUGUGCAUGCUGUGCGAUGAAGAGGUGAAGUCUGUGUUCAGCACGGGCAAGCCCGUGUGGCGCUGUGUGUGGUGUCAGCGGCUAGUCCACGUGUUCUGCCGUCCGGCAGUCAUGAAAGCCGGCGAGGACCCCUGCGACUUUGGCGCCCUGCGCCGCUCCAUCGUCUCCCCUCUCUGCGUGCGAGAGAGAGGCGCGGUUGGGAUCAGCAGCAGCGGCGGCGGCGGUUUCGGUGCUGCUGCCGGUGCUGGUGGUGGUGGUGGUGGGGUAGGGGGAGGAGGAGGAGGGGGGGGAUCUGCUUUUGGGUAUAGUCCUGCGGCCGCUGCUUCGGGCAUGCGGGAUUUGAUUUCCUCCUGGCGGCAGAACGCGGGGGAGCUUGCGAGUAAUGUGAACCGGUCGAUCAGGAAACGGGCCAAGAGACACGCGAAGAGAGUGGCCAGUUCUGUUGACUUGCUGAAUGGAAACGGGAACGGGGCCGGGCAUGGGAACGGGAAUGGGAAUGGGAAUGGGAAUGGGAAUGGGAAUGGAAAUGGGAACGCACAUGGACAUGGGAGUGGCACUGGGGAUGGAGGGGUGAUGGGUCAGGGUGGGGGAGGAGCAGGAGGGGCGGAUUUUCCAGAAGGGGAGGCCAUGCUGUUAACGAAUGGGCUUAUAAGCGGGUUUGAUGGGGGUCUUCCGUCUUCACCUAGUGGGUCGUCGGUGGGUGGUGGCGGGGAGUGGGUGCAGCAGGAACAGCAGCACAACCGUCAGCAGCGGCAGCAGCAGCAGUUGGUGCAGCAGCAGCAGCAGCUGCAGUACGAGAUAGUGAAUCUGCCAGCAGACGCGCGGCCGCUGCUGGUGUUUGUGAACAAGCGCAGCGGGGCGCAGCACGGCUCUGCGCUCAAGCGCCGCUUCAGCAUGCUUCUCAACCCCAUUCAGGUGGUGGAGCUAUCCAAGGACCGGGGUCCCGAGUACGGGCUGUCUCUGUUUGACCACGUGCCCAACUUCCGGGUGCUGGUGUGCGGGGGUGAUGGCACGGUGGGGUGGGUGCUGGGCGCGAUAGAGAAGCGCGGGUACGACAUCCCCCCGCCCGUUGCCGUGCUGCCCAUAGGCACCGGGAACGACCUUGCCCGCGUGCUGGGAUGGGGAGGCGGGUUCGGCGCUGUGGAGCGGCAGGUGGGUGGGAGAGCGAGAGCGAGAGGGCGUUGGGGUUGGUGUGAUGGGGAGUGUCAUGGUUGGCGGGUUAGGGAGAGAGGAAGAGACAGGGUGCUCGUGUGCGGAGGUGACGGCACGGUGGGGUGGGUGCUGGGCGCGAUAGAGAAGCGCGGGUACGACAUCCCGCCGCCCGUUGCCGUGCUGCCCAUAGGCACCGGGAACGACCUUGCCCGCGUGUUGGGCUGGGGCGGCGGGUUCGGAGCGGUGGAGCGACAGAUUCACAUGCUGCUGCUGCUUCCCCUCUCCACGCUCCCCCCCCCCUCGCCGCUCCCCACUACGCCCUUCCUCCUGCCACCCAAUACUGCUACCCUGCAGGGUGGGCUGUUGUCUGUGCUGCUGAACAUAGAGAACGCGCCUGUUGCCAUUCUGGACCGAUGGGCUGUCACCUUCCACCCCGCUGCUGGCUCUGCUGCCGCUGCUGCUGCCCCGGCAUCGGUGCCCUUCUCAAGCCUUUGCAUCCUGCCACCCAAUACCAUUCCCACCUUGCAGGGCGGGCUGCUGUCGGUGCUGCUGAACAUAGAGAAUGCGCCUAUUGCCAUUCUGGACAGAUGGGCUGUCACCUUCCACCCCGCUGCUGGCUCUGCUGCCGCUGACGCUGCUGCCCCCAGCAUCACUGCCUCUUCUCAAGCCUUCGCGUCUGCUGCUGCUGCCUCAGCUCACGCUGCUGCUGCUGCGGGGCAGGCAGGGGGGAAGGGGAAGGAGAGGGAGAAAGGGAAGGAGAGGGAGAAGGGGAAGGAGAAGGGGAAGGAGGAGGGGAGGGAGGAUUCUCCACAGCCCAAGUAUUUGAACAAUUAUCUGGGUGUGGGGUGCGAUGCCAAGGUGGCUCUGGAGAUUCAUCUCCUAAGGGAGGAGAAUCCCGAGAUGUUCUACAACCAGUUCCUCAACAAGGUGCUGUAUGCCACAGAGGGUGCGAGGGACUUUGUGGACCGCAGCUGCAGCAACCUGCCGUGGCACGUGCGCGUGGAGAUUGAUGGCCGCGAGGUCGCCAUUCCAGAGGAACUGGAAGGAGUGUUGGUGCUGAACAUCGGCAGCUACAUGGGAGGCGUGGACCUGUGGCAGAACGAGGAGGAGCUGGAUGACGGCCUGGCACCGCAGCUCAUGCACGACCGCCAGGUGGAGGUGGUGGGCAUCUGCGGCGCCUGGCACCUGGGCAAGCUGCAGGUCGGCUUGUCGCGCGCCAUUCGCCUGGGCCAAGGGCGCUCGGUGCGAAUACACACGUCCGUGACCUUCCCCGUGCAGAUUGACGGAGAGCCAUGGCUGCAGGCGCCUGCCACCAUCCACAUCGCGCACCACUCCCAGGCGUUCAUGCUGAGGAGGACGGAGGGGGAGCCGGUGGGGCAUGCAGCAGCGGUGUUGAGCGAGGCAGUGGAUGCACUCACAGCCAGGGGCGUCAUCACCGCCGCUCAGAAGCGAGCGCUGCUGCAGGAGGUGGCGCUGCGACUGCAGUGA
Messenger RNA from Closterium sp. Naga37s-1, 5508 nucleotides. The record is from the annotation of a GenBank genome assembly. NCBI's taxonomy places the organism in Eukaryota, Viridiplantae, Streptophyta, Zygnematophyceae, Desmidiales, Closteriaceae.